This is a messenger RNA of Culicoides brevitarsis, 986 nucleotides long. RefSeq names its product protein LST8 homolog (gene Lst8). The transcript is spliced from 2 exons. Gene Ontology annotation, molecular function: protein binding. Lineage: Eukaryota; Metazoa; Arthropoda; Insecta; Diptera; Ceratopogonidae. The coding region runs from base 29 to 949 and encodes 306 amino acids. The record is from RefSeq and is a predicted model, not a curated record. Gene Ontology annotation, cellular component: TORC1 complex; TORC2 complex. Gene Ontology annotation, biological process: regulation of actin cytoskeleton organization; TOR signaling.
AGGAGAUAAACAAAGAAUUUGAUCGGAAAUGACUGUGGAAGCGGAGCCUCUUUUAGCGACGGGUGGUUACGAUCACACAAUUAAGCUGUGGCAGCCUUAUUCGGGCGUUUGUAUUCGCAGUUUGCAGCAUUUGGAUUCCCAAGUGAAUGCCUUGGAAAUUUCGCCGCAUCGGAGCAUUUUGGCGGCUUGUGGCUUCCAACAUAUUCGAUUGUACGACAUUCACACGAACAAUCCGAUCGUCAACUUUGAGGGCGUGAGUAAAAAUGUCACCCGAAUCGGGUUUCAGGAAGAGGAAAAGUUUAUGUUCACCGGCGGCGAGGAUUGUCGCGUUCGAAUUUGGGAUAUGAACUCGCACAGUCCAACGUGUAAGCGAAUUUUCGACUGUCAAUCGCCCGUAAAUGCGGUUUGCUUGCAUCCGAAUCAAGUAGAGCUCGCCAUUGGAUCGCAAAACGGCGUUUAUUUGUGGGAUGUCAAGUCAGACAUGCACGAACAACUCAUUCCGGAAGUCGAUGCCUCGAUUCAGGACAUUUGCAUUUCGUCAAACGGGCUUUUUAUGGCAGCGGUGAACAACAAGGGGAAUUGUUACGUGUGGGAUUUGAUCAGUAAGGAGCAACAACUUACCGAAACGUCGCCACGAUUGAAGAUUGAUGCGCAUAAAAAGUACGCGUUAAGAUGUCGUUUCAGUCCCGAUUCGAGUAUGCUUGUGACGACGUCGGGAGAUGGCACGGCGAAGGUCUACAAAACGGAGGAUUUUAGUUUGUAUUGCGAGUUGAAGACGGAAGGGAGUAGUCGGUGGAUUUGGGAUGCGAUUUUUAGUAAUGAUUCGAAAUAUUUGUUCACGGCGUCGUCGGAUACGAUCGGGAGACUUUGGAGGUUGGAUAAGAAAACUGUGGAACGGGAGUAUCAUGGGCAUCAAAAGGCGAUUACAGCACUUGCUUUUAAGGAAUAAAAUUUUAAUUAAAUAAAAAAAAUAUUCAAAAAAAAGU